Octodon degus (degu) is the source of this 2013-nucleotide messenger RNA. It is a transcript of the gene Isoc1, whose product is annotated as isochorismatase domain containing 1. Gene Ontology annotation, cellular component: cytoplasm. The coding region runs from base 1 to 1026 and encodes 341 amino acids. The transcript has 7 exons. NCBI's taxonomy places the organism in Eukaryota, Metazoa, Chordata, Mammalia, Rodentia, Octodontidae. The record is from RefSeq and is a predicted model, not a curated record.
AUGGCAGAUACCAAAGGUGUGGAGCAUAAAGGCUCAUUGGACAAGGGUUACAAAGUGAUUGUAAAAAUCAGGAUGGGAGACAAUGCAAAUUGGAUUGUGCUUGUAAGGUACCAUAGGAUACUGACGGUUGAGAAGGCAGGUGAAGAUUCUGAGCGGGGUAACGUCUUUCUGGGGAAAAUAAACAUGUUUACCGUUGUCAAGGAAAUGCUAGUCAGCGCUUUCCUGGGGAUCCCGGAUCCCGGGGGCCAAUUAGGUGUUUUGAGGCUGGCGGGUCCCGCGGCUUACAGGCUCCGCUCUUCCGGGUACCUGUCCGUCGGUCCGCGCGGGGCGGACUGGGGCGCCGCUGCUGGACUAGAGGAGGCCCGCAGGGCUCCAGCGGCCAACAGGUCCCCGGCCCAGCUCUUCCCCCCAGCACCCCCGGAACUCCCUGAAGGCGGGCUCACUACCCUGGGAAAUCUUACACCUUCAAGCACUGUGUUUUUCUGCUGUGAUAUGCAGGAAAGGUUCAGACCAGCCAUCAAGUAUUUUGGGGACAUUAUAAGCGUGGGGCAAAGACUGUUGCAAGGGGCCCGGAUAUUGGGAAUUCCAGUUAUUGUAACAGAACAGUACCCUAAAGGUCUUGGAAGCACUGUUCAAGAAAUCGAUCUAACAGGUGUAAAACUGGUACUUCCCAAGAGCAAGUUUUCAAUGGUACUACCAGAAGUAGAAGCAGCACUAGCAGAGAUUCCUGGAGUCAGGAGUGUUGUAUUAUUUGGAGUAGAAACUCAUGUGUGCAUCCAGCAAACUGCUCUGGAACUUGUUGGUCGAGGUAUCGAAGUUCAUAUUGUUGCUGACGCCACCUCAUCAAGAAGCAUGAUGGACAGGAUGUUUGCUCUUGAGCGCCUUGCUCGAACUGGGAUCAUAGUUACCACAAGUGAAGCUGUUCUGCUACAGCUGGUGGCUGACAAAGACCAUCCCAAAUUCAAGGAAAUUCAGAAUCUAAUCAAGGCGAGUGCUCCAGAGUCGGGGCUGCUCUCCAAAGUAUAGGACGCCACAAGAGACUGGUAUCCCUCCUGCUGUUAGGUGACAGAACUGUACGCCCAGACAAACUCUUGUCUCUACUAGAAUAAAAAUGUCAAGUCAAAGUGGCUCCUUUUCUGCAGCUCUUAGUAACACUUAAUUAGCGAGAUCAUUUGGGUGCCAGCAUUUAGUUACUAAUGUCCAAGGCUUUCAGGUGCUGCUUACCUUCUUUUUUCCUAAUGUGUUUUUAUUUAUUUAAAAAUUUACAACGGGGUGCCUGUUUCGUCUAUACUGUACACACUGAUAAGUGCACACUGUGGUGAAGGUUUCCUCAAUUGUGCACGAGAAAAAUUGACAUUUGCAUUAUGGUAAGAUGCGUUUUAAUGGGUUCAGUGCUUCACAGAUUGAUGUCCUAAGAUUAUUUUGUGUGAAUUUAAACAAAAGACUGCAUCAGGUUACCCACUUCUCUCGCAGUGUCAUUGACUGGCUUGUUGAGUGAGCUGCAUUGAUCUAACCUGACCAAAUUAUGUGGAAUAAUUAUGUGUCUUUCUAGCUUGAGCUAAUUUUCUUACUCUGGUCCCUAAUUCUCAGUUAAUGUUCUCUUAUUUAGCUGAAUCUGUUCCUUAGAGAGACCCGUUGAAUCUGUGCUUAUUUUAACUUUGUAAACAAACAGAAUGAUUUGCAGUGCCAUAUACGUGGUAGAGGGCCAUGUUAGCAUCAUUACAGCAGGAGUUCAGCUGACUCUGUAGCCAUUGUGAGUACAUUUCUAGUAUGCACAGAUGUAGCAAAAAGGUAAAGCUUAAAAUGAACAUUUAAAAUGUUCAUAUUCUGUCCGCCUAUGAUCCAAAUAUAAAGUAAUAAACAUCUGUAAUGAUUUGGUAGGACUAACAUUGUGGUCAUUGUUACCUUUCAAAAAAAAUUAUUUUCAUGAAAUACUAGAGUGUUUUAAAAAUUGGUUUCUUUUUAAUAGUAUGUGAAAUGUGGAACAUUAUUGUCUUUUCUAUUAAAGCAAUU